ACAUCAUUAUCAUUUCGUUUGAAAUACCUUCCCUUUAUACAGCCAAGUCAUCUUGUAUUAAGAAACUACCAUGUCCGAAGGCCAUCACCACCACCAUCACGGCCACCGCCAUCACAAAGAAAAACCGGCUGGCGAGACUGACUACAAGAAGGAAGAGAAGCACCACAAGCAUAAGGAAAGUGUCGGAAAAUUAGGAGCCGUUGCUGCUGGCGCCUUCGCAUUGCAUGAGAAGCACAAGGCGAAGAAAGAUCCGGAACAUGCACACAGUCAUAAGAUAAAGGAGGAGAUUGCAGCCGCUGUUGCAGUUGGAGCCGGUGGAUAUGCACUUCACGAGCAUCAUAAAAAGAAAGAAGCAAAGAAGAAAUACUAAGAGGCUCAUGGAAAGAAACAUCACCAAUUCUUUGACUGAUAUUAGCUUAUGAAAA
This is a messenger RNA of Neltuma alba, 425 nucleotides long. RefSeq names its product abscisic stress-ripening protein 1-like. The transcript has 2 exons. NCBI's taxonomy places the organism in Eukaryota, Viridiplantae, Streptophyta, Magnoliopsida, Fabales, Fabaceae. Bases 71 to 370 code for a protein of 99 amino acids. The record is from RefSeq and is a predicted model, not a curated record.